This is a messenger RNA of Sesamum indicum (sesame), 1381 nucleotides long. Its product is annotated as transcription factor BC1. Gene Ontology annotation, molecular function: protein dimerization activity; DNA-binding transcription factor activity. Lineage: Eukaryota; Viridiplantae; Streptophyta; Magnoliopsida; Lamiales; Pedaliaceae. Gene Ontology annotation, cellular component: nucleus. The record is from RefSeq and is a predicted model, not a curated record. Gene Ontology annotation, biological process: regulation of DNA-templated transcription.
AAGUGUCUUGUCAACUCCUAACUUCUUUUGCAAUUAAAAUAGAGGGUCAAAUAGUUUCCAGCUACGCUUUGAUCUUUUCCCCAUAACUCUCCACUUGAGAUUGCAUAUUGAUGGACCCCAUGUUUUGGAUAUAUCUCCUGAACAAGGGUCCACCAAACAAACGCAACCAUAGAAGCCCAGAUUGCCACGUGGCACCCUCUAAAUGCACACUUUUUCAUUAUUGAAUAAAAGUAAAAAAAAAAAAAAUGAUCUUGCUUAUAUGAACAUAUAUAUACAUACAUACAAUCACAACUCACAACUUAUUAUUAUAGUGUAAUAAAAAAAACAGCAGUUUGCUUCAAAACCAAGAAGCCGAUAUAGAACCUUAAAAGCAAGUGUUUUUGUCGCUAUGGCUGAUCAGUAUUUCUUGCAAAACAUCAAACAGUCUUUCUCUUUAGCAGACAUUGAUCCAAACAUUGAAUUCAUGAACCAUUUUCCAGGUCUAAAUCCAGGUCAUCAAGACACCUCAGACCUGAACUUCCACAGCUUAAUGGGAUUUCCCCAUGACAGCAUUAAUUUCCAUCAGUUGCCAGAAUUUCCUGGAAACCUGGAAAAUUUCCAUGGAUUAUUCUUCCUUGAUGACAACACUGUAAUUCCUCCUGUCCCUGUGCCCACCAUCUCCAAUGACAACAAUCAUCAAGACAGGAAAAGGAAAUCAACGGAUAUCAGCACGCCUGAAAGCAGUUCUGCAAACAGUUUCUCCUCUGAUAAAGGGAUUAGAAAGACUAAUGCUGCAGGAAGAGGAAAGAAAGUGAAAUCCAAUGAAGAGAAAGAUGAUAUGCCAAGAGAAGUGAUUCAUGUCAGGGCCAAAAGAGGCCAGGCCACUGAUAGUCAUAGUUUAGCAGAGAGAGUCAGAAGAGGAAAAAUCAACGAGCGAUUACGAUGUUUGCAAGACAUCGUUCCAGGAUGCUACAAGUCCAUGGGAAUGGCAGUAAUGUUGGAUCAGAUCAUCAAUUAUGUCCAGUCCUUGCAGAAUCAAGUAGAGUUUCUCUCUAUGAAGCUUACGGCAGCAAGCACGUUUUACGACUUCAACACCGAUGCAGAUGGCAUCGACACACUGCAGAGAGCAAAGGCGUCCGAAGCCUUGGAGGUUCAAAAUGCAGCUAGCCAGGGCAUCCCUUCUGCUCAAUCUGCCGCAUUAGGCCUGAAUUUUGGCUAUUUUCCUCAACUCCCACACAGCAAAUGAAAACUUCACAAAUUUUCAGUGUUUUUUCUCAGUUAAAUUUGUAUACAAGAAAAAAGAAAGGUCCCAUAUUGGGCAAAAAGGCAGAAGUUAAAAGAUUAUACUCAACUUGUAUCAACUCUAUCAUAUGUUGGAAUUCAAUUGACCAAAUACCAAUAA